Gryllus bimaculatus (two-spotted cricket) is the source of this 872-nucleotide messenger RNA. The record is from the annotation of a GenBank genome assembly. NCBI's taxonomy places the organism in Eukaryota, Metazoa, Arthropoda, Insecta, Orthoptera, Gryllidae.
AGACGGGGGCAGGCAAGCACGUGCCCCGGGCUGUGUUCGUGGACCUGGAGCCGACCGUCGUGGACGAAGUGCGCACAGGCACGUACCGCUGCCUCUUCCACCCGGAGCAGCUCAUCACUGGGAAGGAAGACGCGGCCAACAACUACGCCCGCGGCCACUACACCAUCGGCAAGGAGAUCGUGGACUUGGUGCUGGACCGCAUCCGCAAACUCGCUGACCAGUGCACGGGCCUCCAGGGAUUCCUCAUCUUCCAUUCCUUCGGCGGAGGCACCGGCUCCGGGUUUGCUUCUUUGCUCAUGGAGCGAUUGUCCGUAGACUACGGCAAGAAGAGCAAGCUCGAAUUUGCUAUUUAUCCAGCGCCUCAGAUAUCCACUUCUGUUGUUGAGCCGUAUAAUGCAGUUCUUACUACGCACACGACUUUGGAACACUCAGACUGCGCCUUCAUGGUAGACAACGAGGCCAUCUACGACAUCUGUCGUCGUAAUCUGGACAUUGAACGCCCCACGUAUACCAACCUGAAUCGCUUAAUUGCCCAAAUUGUCUCCUCCAUUACUGCCUCGCUCCGUUUUGAUGGCGCUCUCAAUGUAGACCUGACUGAGUUCCAAACCAAUUUGGUGCCGUACCCUCGUAUUCAUUUCCCAUUAGUAACGUAUGCUCCCGUGAUAUCCGCCGAGAAAGCUUACCACGAGCAGCUGUCAGUUGCGGAAAUCACCAACGCCUGCUUCGAGCCUGCCAACCAGAUGGUGAAAUGUGAUCCCCGCCACGGCAAAUACAUGGCCUGCUGCAUGCUGUACCGCGGCGAUGUGGUCCCGAAGGACGUGAACGCCUCCAUCGCCACCAUCAAGACGAAGCGCACCAUCCAGUUCGUGGAC